Oncorhynchus nerka (sockeye salmon) is the source of this 2530-nucleotide messenger RNA. Its product is annotated as interleukin-13 receptor subunit alpha-2-like. Gene Ontology annotation, biological process: cytokine-mediated signaling pathway. The coding region runs from base 148 to 1188 and encodes 346 amino acids. NCBI's taxonomy places the organism in Eukaryota, Metazoa, Chordata, Actinopteri, Salmoniformes, Salmonidae. Gene Ontology annotation, cellular component: external side of plasma membrane. The record is from RefSeq and is a predicted model, not a curated record. Gene Ontology annotation, molecular function: protein binding; cytokine receptor activity. The transcript has 8 exons.
CACUUUUCAGGUAGAACAAAUUACCAGCAGUACCUCUGUGACAUCAAUCACUAUCCUGUGACCAAUCAGAUCUGAGGCAGUUGCAUUGUUCUCUCCGUUUGGGAGACCACUGCUUGACAAUUCUGAGAUCCUUACCUUUGGAAUUCCAUGCAGGACAACAUGAUUUUGAAACAUUUGAAAUGGAUCUUGGUUCUACAAUACUUUAUUCAUUUCGUCGCAACAGAGAUUGCAGCUGAGAAAGCUCUCCCUGAGCCGCUCAACCUGUCAUUGAGGUGGGAAUCUGAAUUCCGUAUAAAGCUGUCGUGGAACGCACCAAAGGAUUUAGAUGCAUCAUGCAAGGUGAACUACAUGAUCACUACAACGAUCGGAGAGAGGAGACCCAAAGUAGAGACAACUUUCAAGUUGUAUAAAGAGUAUAGACUCUCUACAGAAGAUGCAGUGAAUUACACAGUGCAAACAAACCCCAAACACUGUACAGGUAGAACCAUAAGCAAACCUGUCAGCAAAUCCAUCACUAAACCCACAGAGUUGGUGAAGAACUUCCAGUGUUCCCUCUACUCCUCUAAGGCUAUGAACUGUAGCUGGCUCCCAGCCAAUCAGGCCUCAGACCUCCAGCUCUACUAUGGGUACCUUGGUCCCUCCCACAUAGCAGCAUGCAGUGAGUACCAGUACAGAGAUGGUCAGAGGACAGGAUGUCACCUGAGAGGAUCCUUCCUUCAAUAUGACGUCUACUUCAAGGUCAAUGGGACUCUCGAUGGCUUAUCUGUAAAGAAUAACUUCCUGGUGCUUCCUAGAUAUCAUGUCAAGCCCCCGGCCCCUAAGGUGAAGAUCACAGAGGAAGGUAGGAAUCUCAUCCUGAGCUGGGACCCUCCGGACAUAGGCGCUGUCCACUGCUGGAAUUUCAUCUUAAAAUACAACAAGUGUCAAGAGUCUCUGGGUAAGGAAAUACAAUUGGAACAUGUACCAGGGAAGGUUUCAUAUGACCAGAGAUGCCAGUACAGAGUCAAGCUUAAAGCAGUCUAUACGGAAUGGUGUGGGGAGGGAGGCAGCGACUGGAGCGAAGAGGAAAUCUAUGGCACAGAAAUAAGUUUUUCCCCCAAGAUUCCCCCGAGGACCCUAACUGCACUGCUUAAGAGUGUCCGGAGUGGGAGCUCCGCAAUCGAUCAUAGAUCAGCACUCCAACUCUGAAACCACUCAUGACUGCAAUUCUUCCUCUCUCUAUACCUCUCUCUUUCCUUUCUUCUGUGCUGCUCAAGCAGCUCUGGAUUUCUGUGCUUCUCCACCCUAGCUUUUGAUGCAGCCUUCUUUCUUUUCUGCCAAGAUAACAAGAAGUUUAGAUUAAUCAGAUUGUUCUAGAUUAUUGCACAUCCACUAAAAGGGCCAUUACACUCAAAAAAUGUAACGUUUGGCACCUUUGCACACCUCAAAAGUAGUCUUAUGUCUCAAAAGUAGACUUAAAGGGAUAGAUCACCAAAAUUACAAACGUACAUUGGAUUCCUUACCCUGUAAGCAGUCAAUGGACAAGGCAAGACAGCAGUCCAUGCUUUGGUUUAUAGCACAAAACCACUGCAAAUGGAUAUCCCCGAUUUUUAUAAGCAUUUUCACAUUCCAUGUCCAAAUCAUCCCAGUGCCAAAAAUUGAUUGUCUAGCUCAAUAAAGUUAGUUUAAGAUGAUUUGGACAUGAAAUGUGAUAUAUGCUAAUAUCACAGAUAUUCAGUUAAAUUGGUUUUGUGCUAUCAAUGUUAAAAAGAUGGAGACCGUGACCAGGUAAACAAAACCCAAGCAAGGAUUGCUGUGUUCUCUUGUUAAUAGACUGCUUACAGGGUAAGGAAGCAAGCAGAAUACUACCCUGUACCCCACUGCUGGCUUGCCUCGGAAGCUAAGCAGGGUUGGUCCUGGUCGGUCUCUGGAGACCAGAUACUGUUGGAAGUGGUGUCGGAGGGCCAGUAGGAUGCACUCUUUCCUCUUGUCUAAAAAAAAUAUAUAUCCCAAUGCCCUGGGGCAUUGCUUUGUGUAGGGUGCUGUCUUUCAGAUGGGAUGUUAAAUGGGUGUCCUGACUCUCUGUGAUCACUAAAGAUCCCAUGGCACUUAUUUUACGAGUAAGGGUGUUAACCCUGGUGUUCUGAGUAAAUUCCCAAUCUGGCGACCUAAUCAUCCCCAGUUUCCAUUAGGCUCAUUCAUCCCCCCUCUCCCCUGUAAUUAUUCCCCAGGUCAUUGCUAUAAAUGAGAAUGGCUUCAGUCAAUUUAACUGGUACAAUAAGGGUUAAAUAAAAUGAACACAAAUGACAUAUUGGUUUAUUUAACUAUCCAUUUAAAUCCACAUCCCAGGCCAUUUAUUGUGUAGACACACCUAUAUGCAAAAACCCCAAAAUGAAUGAAAAAGAUAAGCACCAAAUAAGACCUGGAAAUUAUAUGGUGUUGAUCUUUUCCUGUUGGCAUUGAGACAUACAGCUGGCUUGGGGUUUGUAUUCAUCUUGUGAAAAGGAGAAAAUAAAAACAUGUAUAAUUAUAAGAAAGUCUGGGUUUAUGU